Messenger RNA from Peronospora matthiolae, 630 nucleotides. The record is from the annotation of a GenBank genome assembly. NCBI's taxonomy places the organism in Eukaryota, Oomycota, Peronosporomycetes, Peronosporales, Peronosporaceae.
AUGCGAUGCGCGAGCAAGGCCGCCGAGCGCCCUGUGUCACUUGGUGAUGCAGCCGCUGGUCAUGAAGACACUCAUGUCUUCACAGAGUAUGAGCUCAGUGUCUCAUACUUUCCUGAUACGGAAGAUGGAUCUGCAUCGACGGCGAUCGAAUCCAAACCGCCUGCCAAGCGUGGCAUGGAUGAUGCUGUGCGUCGUAGCAUCGUUGGUUCAUCUGACGAAUCAGAUGAACCAUCACCGAAGCGAAGGCGCUUGAGAUCGCAAGACUCGGGCGCUCAUAGUGGUGUCGGUUCUCCUAUUGACACCACUUCGCAGCGAGGUACCAGUCCUUCUGUCGGCACAUCGCAGGAAGAGCGGGACCGCAGUGUGUUGCGUCUCGCUCCCGAGAAGAAGGCAUGGAUGCCUCCAAAAUUAGUCAUGGAUCACUUGUCGGCGACGACGAGUGAUCGCUAUCGAACACGGUUGUUCGAUUCGUCAAGGAUCCAUCACCUUGACCCCAGUGCGAAAAACUAUCGCGCUGAGAAUGAGUUCUUCAUUGAUGCUUUCUUUAAACACCGAUGGUACAGUGGGAAUCACAAACGUAAUGGUCACUCACUACUCCAAGCGUGGAACGCCUAUAUCCACAACCUUUAG